This is a messenger RNA of Hyposmocoma kahamanoa, 1752 nucleotides long. Its product is annotated as WW domain-binding protein 11. Gene Ontology annotation, cellular component: spliceosomal complex. The transcript is spliced from 10 exons. Bases 55 to 1692 code for a protein of 545 amino acids. The record is from RefSeq and is a predicted model, not a curated record. Gene Ontology annotation, biological process: mRNA cis splicing, via spliceosome. NCBI's taxonomy places the organism in Eukaryota, Metazoa, Arthropoda, Insecta, Lepidoptera, Cosmopterigidae.
GAUUGAAUGAACAAGUGACUUUAUUUUCUUUGCAGAUAUAUUAAAUUAUUAAAAAUGGGGCGCCGAUCGAUAAAUACCACUAAAAGUGGUAAAUACAUGAACCCGACUGAUCAAGCUCGCAAAGAAGCAAGGAAAAAAGAAUUAAAGAAAAACAAGAGACAAAGGCAGAUGGUGAGAGCAGCUGUACUCAAAAUGAAAGAUCCACAACAGAUUCUUGAAGAACUCCAGAAGAUUGAUGAAAUGGAAUACAAUGUAUUGCAACCAUCACCUCUGAAUGAGAAAGUGCUAAAAGAGAAGAGAAAAAAAUUGAGAGAGACUUUUGACAGAGUCCUUAAGAUGUAUGACAAAGAUGAGCCAGAAAAAUGGGUAGAGCUGAAGAGACAGGAGAUGGAAUACGAAAAGAGACGAGCCCUUUUGAUCUCAUACUACGAAUCAGUGAAACAUGCACAGUCUGUACAAGUUGAUGAUAUUCCAUUGCCUACUCUACAAGUGCCUGAUAACUUAAUUUACGGCAAUGUGCCUUCACAAAUACCUCUACCAAUGGACACAGGUCAUCCUAUAAUGCCUGUGAAACCUAUAUUGAAGAAAGAUUCUGCAUAUAAAGAACGACCAAUAGGAGCGGAGCCACCCGGUGUACCACCAGGUCCACCUCCGGACCUCGAGAUCCUACUUUUGGAGGCUAUCAAAUUAGACCGCAAGGAUAAAGAAAAGAAGAGUUUACGGUUUUCCGACAUGCCAGAUGGACCUCCGGGAGAAGCGCCUCCCCCACCCCAAGUGUGUACACAAGCGCCGCCCCUCGAGAACUUCGAUGGCGAAGCAAUCGAAGAUGACCGCCCCGGCUCGCCUCCUUCGGCCCCCGCCGCACCGAAGCCGACGUCGCUGCAGCAAAGGAUGCUGGCCUUAUCGGGACAGAACAUUGACGACUUUAUGAAGGAAAUGGAAGAGGUCCACAGGAAACGAGAAAGAGAUCGGGCUGCUGAUUUGAAUGCGAGGUUAAGCGCCCUAAAACGCAGUACGCCAGGAGGUCGCGACACGGACUCAGACAGCGACAACGAAGGGCCUCCGCCGGCACCGGCGCCGCCCGUACUGCCACCACCGCAGCUGCCACCACCGCAGCUGCCGCAACCGCAGAUGCCGCAAAUGCCGCAGGAGUUCGGUCUCGAGCCACCCGGGGCAGAAAUGAGGCAGAUGCCUCCACCUCUUCUACCGCCUGGUCUCCGACCACCGCCACUUCGAGCGCCUCUAGGCCCACCACCACUACGCAUGCCCCCGGGUCCCCCAGCAGGACGUCCGGGGGCGCCACCUGGACCUCCACCAGGCCUCCCACCUGUAGCUAUGCUGCGUCCUCCGGGUCCUCCUCCAGGAGCCCCACCGCGGUUAUUGCGCCCCUUGGUGCCGCCACCGCCGCCUAAGUCUUUGCCACCACAAGUUUCUGUAUUGUCUGCCGCACCGCAACUUAUUUCUAAGAAGGAUGGUUCUCAAGGAGCUACAAUAAGCGCCAAGCCGCAAAUAAGAAACCUGUCGGCUGACGUCACACGCUUCGUGCCCUCGGCUUUACGCGUGAAAAGAGAGGACAAAAAGGCCAAACCGAUCAAGACUAUCUUACAACGUACGGCCGAUUUACCCAAACAAGCUCCUAGCAAAGACGAUGCGUACAUGCAAUUUAUGAAAGAAAUGGAAGGAUUAUUAUAAGAGUUAUUUUAUGAUGUGAGUCAAUAGGAAAUAAAGGUAUAUUUUAAGUAGCAUUUUGUU